CCUUCAUUCAGACACCUCUCCCAGACCAAUGCCGUUUAGUCCGAUGCAAAAGUACAAACCGGGCUUGCAUUCGAUCACUUACGUGACCACCCCAAACGAAAGCUCCGCCUUGGAACUGUCUAGGAAGAUGAUUGAGCGCAAGCUGGCCGCUGGCGUGAACAUUGUUCCCGGAAUGGUCGCCAUCUACGAGUGGGAAGGCAAGAUCAAGGAACACCAGGAGAUACUGAUGAUGAUCAAAACGCGCAGCUCGAGGGUGGAUGAGCUGUGCGAGUUUGUACGGGAGAAUCAUCCGUACAGUGUGGCAGAAAUUGUCUCGGUGCCGAUUGAAAACGGGAAUCCGGCGUACCUGACGUGGCUGAGCAAGGCCGUGCCGGAGGGGAAGAAGUAACGUGAUAAGUUCAGG
Molecule: messenger RNA, 403 nt
Organism: Ochlerotatus camptorhynchus
Lineage: Eukaryota; Metazoa; Arthropoda; Insecta; Diptera; Culicidae
Product: protein CutA homolog
Exons: 1
Coding region: 29-388 (119 amino acids)
Biological process (GO): response to metal ion
Molecular function (GO): copper ion binding
Source: RefSeq, a predicted model, not a curated record